Messenger RNA from Tribolium castaneum (red flour beetle), 1321 nucleotides. RefSeq lists its product as uncharacterized. The coding region runs from base 226 to 1218 and encodes 330 amino acids. The record is from RefSeq and is a predicted model, not a curated record. Gene Ontology annotation, cellular component: endoplasmic reticulum. The transcript is spliced from 3 exons. Lineage: Eukaryota; Metazoa; Arthropoda; Insecta; Coleoptera; Tenebrionidae.
AUUUGAUUAAUAUGCGCUGUCAUUAAAAAUUCAACAUAACCUCAUAUUUUAAAAUGUCUCAUCGCAACUUAUGCUUAUAACAAUCUAUUUUAGUGCAAAACGAUGAAUAUUUAUGCAUGUUUAGUUGCGCCUUUUACUUUUUGUUUCCUGUGAUAAAAACUACUCGAUAAUUUUAUCGAACUACUUCCUUCUAAUUUACGCAAGAAAACCACAUUCCUACUCAAGAUGUACUUAAUUCUUUUAUACUUAACUACUGUACUUAGUAUUUCUCUCAUUUACGCCUCCGAUUGUGGCUGUCACCUCAACAGAAACUCUCAGUGCUCAAACGAAGAACCUCACAACAAAUACUCAAAAACUUUCAAUGAAGGAGGCGACAGCGACACAAAAACAUGUACGAGUUUUGAUAAAAGUGACAUGGUUUUAAUCGAAGCUGCAACUUUCGAAAUGGGAACUGAUAAACCUGUCUUUGAGAGUGACCAUGAGGGGCCUGCCAGAAACGUCUCCGUUGAUUCCUUUUACUUGGACAAGUUUGAAGUUUCAAACGGAAAGUUCAGCGAGUUUGUGCUUAAAACAGGGUACAAAACGGAGGCCGAGGAGUUUGGCGAUAGCUUUAUAUUUGAAAUGUUAGUUCCUGAAAGUGAGAGGGAAAAAUACAAGGACUUUAGGGCUGUUCAAGCCCCAUGGUGGAUCAAAAUGAAAGGGGUUACCUGGAAACAUCCCGAGGGGGAAGGCUCCACAAUUAACGACCGACUUGACCACCCUGUAAUACACGUCUCAUGGACGGACGCAAAAAAAUAUUGCGAGUUUGUUGGUAAGCGCCUACCCACUGAAGCCGAAUGGGAGAUGGCGUGCAGGGCCGGCUUGAGACAAAAACUGUACCCCUGGGGCAACAAACUUACACCUAAAGGCGAACACUGGGCCAAUAUCUGGCAAGGAGACUUUCCCUUAACAAACACUGCAGAGGAUGGCUACUUAUCCACGGCCCCAGUUGAUAGUUUUCCCGCCAACAAAUUCGGACUUCACCAUAUGGCAGGGAACGUCUGGGAAUGGACUCAGGAUAAUUGGUUGAAUGACCCUGACGCCAAAGUGAAGAAAGGGGGCUCCUACCUCUGUCAUGAGUCUUACUGUUGGAGGUAUCGCUGCGCUGCAAGAUCUUUCAAUACCAAAGACAGUUCGGCCGGAAAUUUAGGCUUUCGAUGUGCCGGUGAUGUCAAAUAAUUUGGCAGUGAAUAACAAACAAACCCAAGUACUUAAAUCAUCCUGCCAUCAAGUCUUCCAAGUUAUAUGAUAUUUUAGAAAUAUAUUAUGAUUUAAAUAACAA